AAUAGAAACCUGAUCAACUUCGUGUCCUUUUGUGGUUUCCCCAGAGGCUCUCUAGCCCAUUCAGUCGUCCAUCUUGUUUCUUAUCUCUUUCAAGGUCAUUCGAUUUGCAAAGGUGUCACCAUUUUAUUGGGUCCUUAAACCAUCCAUACGUCUCCCAAUACACUCCCAUUGAGCUCCUCCAUCUGCAGCCAUGGAUGCAGCGUCAGUUGGAGCUUCAUCGAUUAAAACCGUUAAGUCACUCUCAAUUUCUACCAUCCCAAAAAUCACUAGCCCAACCACCUUAACCCCUCCAUGGCUUUCAACCCAACCCAGCAUGCUCACCCUUUAUGCGUCAAUCUCUAACCUCAGGAACAGUGUUCUCUAUCUCACUCGCUGCUCCACAAAACCCGACACCAACACUGACAAUGAAAUUGAUCAAAACUCGGCCUUUGAAUCCAAUUCAAAUCCGAAAACCUCGAAAUCCUCAGCCCCUGUUUCAAAUGAAGCACUUUCUUCGUCUCUAUCAACAUUGUCGUCUUCUUCUUCUAGCGGGUUGGUGUUUGGUUUGGGCCCCACAAACUCGUGGGACGGUGCAGAAAUUGGAUCACCUGUUGUGAAAAGGUUCCUUAGUGAUGAGGAAGAGAGGUGGUACAUGUGGUACCAUGGAAGGUCUAAAGGAAAGCCAGGUUCGGAGGCAAUAGGCUUAGCAGUUUCAAGAAAUGGAAUUCACUGGGAGAGAGGCGGAGGACCUACUAGAUCGAGCGGGGAAGCAGGUUUGGCGAUGAAGUGUAGUACAGAUUGGUGGGCAUUUGAUACUGAGAGUAUUAGGCCUUGUGAAGUGGUGGUCAUGUCCAGUGCAAAGGUUAGAGCUGCCAGUGCUGUUUACUGGCUUUACUACACUGGAUGCAGUUCUGAGAAGGCAGAGAUUUCUGAGGAUUCUUUGAAAUUCAGUUUGGAAAACCCGGAGAGAUUUUACAUUGAUGAGGUGAACGGUGAAAAUGGUGGAGUUGGGAAGAUUUCAAAGUCUUUGCCCGGUUUGGCAAUUAGUCAGGAUGGGAGACAUUGGGCUAGAAUUGAAGCUGAGCAUCACAGCGGAGCUUUGUUUGAUGUGGGUUCUGAAAGAGAGUGGGAUUCAUCCUUUAUUGCCUCCCCGCAGGUUGUGUUUCAUGUUAGUGGUGAUCUUAGAAUGUAUUACCAUUCAUUUGAUGCAGAAAAUGGGGAAUUUGGUAUUGGAAUUGCGAGGUCAAGGGAUGGGAUUAGGUGGGUGAAGUUGGGGAAGAUAAUGGGAGGAGGAGGAAGUGGUUGUUUUGAUGAGUUUGGGGUUAUGAAUGCACGUGUAGUGAGAAACCAGAAAGAUGGGAAUUAUGUAAUGGCAUAUGAAGGCAUUGCUGCUGAUGGUAGGAGAAGUAUAGGGUUAGCUGUGUCUUCAGAUGGUUUGAAGAAUUGGAGGAGGUUUCAUGAUGAGGCCACUCUGGCGCCAUCGGCUGAAGAUGGAUGGGAUAAUGAAGGAGUAGGAUCCCCAUGCCUGGUUCAAAUGGACCGGGACUCCGACGGGUGGAGGUUGUAUUAUAAAGGUGUUGGAAAUGGGGGAAGAACUGGUAUUGGAAUGGCAGUUUCUGAAGGGAGUGAUAUUAGGAGCUUUAGAAGAUGGACAGGAUUCAAUUAUAAGAAAGGUAUAUGACUAUGUUAUUAUCCAUUCAAAUUUAGAAGUAUCUCAUUGUAUUUCCAAUUUCAUGAACCAGAAAAAGAUCUAUGUCAGGCCUCAAAGCAAAUCACAAAAGAAAAAGAACCCUUGAAAGAAAAAUCUUGAAUUACUAGUUUUAUAUACAUGAUCGAGCUCCCAACGUUGAUCCCA
Molecule: messenger RNA, 1834 nt
Organism: Carya illinoinensis
Lineage: Eukaryota; Viridiplantae; Streptophyta; Magnoliopsida; Fagales; Juglandaceae
Exons: 1
Coding region: 191-1660 (489 amino acids)
Source: RefSeq, a predicted model, not a curated record